AUGCCCUCCCUCGGCGAGAAGCCAAAGAAAGCGAUCGUCGUCGGCGCCGGCGCCGGCGGCGUCGCCCUCGCAGCCCGCCUCGCCAAAGCAGGCUUCUCCGUCACCGUCCUCGAGAAGAACUCCUUCACCGGCGGCCGCUGCUCCCUCAUGCACCACGACGGCCACCGCUUCGACCAGGGGCCCUCCCUCUUCCUCCUCCCCCAGCUCUUCCACGAGACCUUCAGGGACCUCGACACCACCAUGAAGGACGCCGGCGUCGACCUGCUGCGCUGCGAGACGAACUACAACAUCUGGUUCCACGACGGCGAGCUCUUCAAGCACUCCUCCGACCUCGCCACCAUGAAGGCCCAGAUCGAGCGCUGGGAGGGCAAGGACGGCUUCGAGCGCUACCUGCAGUGGCUCCGGGAGGCGCACACUCACUACGAGGUCUCCGUCAGGGACGUGCUGCACAAGAACUUUAGCAAGCUCUACAACUUGGCGAGGCCGAGCUUCGUCAAGCACGUCGUGAGCCUGCACCCGCUCGAGAGCAUCUGGAGCAGGGCGAGCCGGUAUUUCUGGACAGAGAGGCUGCGGAGGGUCUUCACGUUCGCCGUCAUGUACAUGGGCAUGUCCCCCUUCGACGCGCCAGCAACGUACUCCCUCCUCCAGUACACUGAGUUCGCCGAGGGAAUCUGGUAUCCCCGCGGCGGCUUCCACUCCGUGGUCGCCGCGCUGGUCCGCAUCGGCGAGCGCCUGGGCGUGACGUACCGCCUCAACACGCCCGUAUCCCGGGUCCUGACGGACGGCCAAAAAGCGACGGGCGUGGUCCUCGAGUCCGGGAAAUCCCUCACCGCGGACGUCGUCGUCGUGAACGCCGACCUCGUCUACGCCUACCAGAACCUCCUCCCGCAGACGCCCGCCAUCACGACCUACAACAAGGCCCUGCAGAAACGCGAGGCGAGCUGCAGCUCCGUCUCCUUCUACUGGUGCCUCGACCGCAAGGUGCCCGAGCUGUCGACGCACAACAUCUUCCUGGCGGAGCAGUACCAGGAGUCCUUCGACGCCAUCUUCAAGCGCCACUCCCUCCCGGACGAGCCGAGCUUCUACGUCAACGUCCCCAGCCGCGUCGACCCCACCGCCGCGCCCGAGGGCAAGGACACCGUCAUCGUCCUCGUCCCCGUCGGCCACAUGUCGCAGUCGUCCAAGGACGGCAGCGGCGACGGCCUGGCGCCGCACGAGAAGGACUGGGACGCCAUCGUGUCCCGCGCCCGCUCCAUGAUCCUCGAGAUCGUGAGCGCGCGGACGGGCUGCGCCAACCUGGGCGACAUGAUCACCCACGAGAUCGUCAACACGCCGGUCACCUGGCAGGACAAGUUCAACCUCGACAAGGGCGCGAUCCUUGGACUGAACCACGGCUUCUUCAACGUGCUUGCCUUCCGGCCGCGGACGCGCGCCGAGGGGCUGGAGAAUGCCUACUUCGUGGGCGCCAGCACGCACCCCGGGACCGGCGUGCCGAUCGUGAUGGCCGGGGCCAAGAUCACGGCGGAGCAGAUCUUGGAUGACCGGGGCCUGGAGGUCCCGUGGGCGAGGGGGUUCAAGGGGAUGUUGCAGCCGCAGUCGGCGUCGCCGGGGAAUAAGAAGUUGGAUCAUGUACGAUAUGGGUAUCAUUUUGGGUCGGAGGAGGUUGCGGUCUUGCUGUUUGGGUUGUUUUUGGCGCUUCUUUACAUGGUUUUCUGGCCGGCGGUUCGGGGAUAUGUUUGUUAG
This is a messenger RNA of Colletotrichum karsti, 1743 nucleotides long. RefSeq names its product phytoene desaturase. NCBI's taxonomy places the organism in Eukaryota, Fungi, Ascomycota, Sordariomycetes, Glomerellales, Glomerellaceae. The transcript has a single exon. Gene Ontology annotation, molecular function: oxidoreductase activity. The coding region runs from base 1 to 1743 and encodes 580 amino acids. Gene Ontology annotation, biological process: carotenoid biosynthetic process. The record is from RefSeq and is a predicted model, not a curated record.